AUGGCUAAGUUCAGCACUUCUCCGUAUCAACUGGACCUUGGUGAACUGGGUUGCAUCGAAGGCCUUAAUGUGACAAAAAAAUCAUCUUCGGAUGUUCUUUGCCAUUACUUUGGAGGCAUUCCAUAUGCGCAUCCCGUAGAACGGCUCCGUGCACCUCGACCUCUUUCCCUAUCGCAUCGUUAUGGCACCAAGGAUAAGCCUGCCAAGUUCGCUGGCCAAGUUGGAAUAUGUCCUCAACCAGGCUUUCUUGGACCGCCUAACCCUGAUAUCUGGAGUGAGGAUUGCCACCAACUCAACAUCUGGAUACCUGCUGGAGAUCGACCUGCAGAAGGCUGGCCAGUGUUCUGCUAUCUGUUCGGCGGAUGGCUCCAAUUCGGGGACCCAAAUAUGGGACCGGAGGCAUUGGCAGAGCUACUGAGUGAGACCGCCUUCAAAGCUAUUGUAGUCAUGCCUGGUUACAGAGUGAAUGCCUUCGGCUUUCUUGCGGGACAAGAGCUAGAAGAUGAGGCAAGAGCUAAUGGUGAAACGUAUUCGAAUUUCGGGUUCUGGGACCAGCGCAUCGCCUUGGAGUGGGUUCACGAUCGUAUUGUAUCUUUUGGUGGCAAUAAGGACAAUAUCACCGUUGCAGGUUAUUCAGCUGGUUCAUAUUCGACCUUCCAGCAGCUUGCUUAUGAUGUGCAUCUUCCACAAAGAUCCUCUAUUAUCAAAAGAGUCUGCAUGCUCUCGAAUGGACCCGGUUUGAAGCCCCGUUCAACCGAGAGUCGUCAAAAACAAUUCGAUGAACUACUCAACUGGCUCGGCAUUCCUCUCUCGCUAAGCGCAGAGGAAAAACUUUCUCAACUGCGUAAAAUCCCAGCUCGCCAAUUGGUUGCUGUUCAGAGCAGCAUGAGACUCCAUGAGUUUCGUCCCGUGCUAGAUGGUUCUUUCAUCAGCGAAAACUUGAUCGAAAGCAUAAACGAUGGCUCGUUCGCAAAGCAGUUGAAAGACAGGGGAAUCAAGAUAUUCAAUGGAGAAGUGCGCGAUGAGCACUACCUUUAUGGAGCCUGGCGGACCCCUGACUGGAGUUACGACGCUGUCUUUGAACGUCUGGUCGCGGAUUACCCAGAGUCAAAGGUCAAGAAGCUCAUGGAACUUCGUGUACCAGACAAAAAGCUUCCCGCAUUCGCUGAGGACUGGCCUGAUCUGUUCGGGCGUCUGUAUGCCGACGUACAGGUGCACGAUCUCGAGCGUGGCUUUGCGAACCAACUUGCAAAAGGUGGAUUUACGAUUGGCAAAGACCUUCUUCGCUAUCGUAUUGAAUGGCGUGCGAAAUGCGCUGACUAUAUUGCGCCUCCAGAGUGGAAAGUCACUCACUCUACCGAUCGUGCAAUCUGGUUUUGGGGAGGUGGUAUGGGGCAAGGCCUGACUGAAGCGGAAAAGAAGGUCCUCAAAGACUUAAAUGCAGCCUUUGCACGUUUUGUGAACGGCGAAGAUGUACAAUGGAGCAAAAAAGGGACGAAGAUGAUGUAUAGGCUCAACUCUGCAGGUCAGAUGGACAUGUGGGAGGAUGAUCGGUGGGAACGAGGCCUUGAAGGCUGGGAAGCCAUGAACGGGUGA
Aureobasidium melanogenum CBS 110374 is the source of this 1596-nucleotide messenger RNA. RefSeq names its product carboxylesterase. The coding region runs from base 1 to 1596 and encodes 531 amino acids. The transcript has 4 exons. The record is from RefSeq and is a predicted model, not a curated record. Lineage: Eukaryota; Fungi; Ascomycota; Dothideomycetes; Dothideales; Saccotheciaceae.